This is a messenger RNA of Hevea brasiliensis (rubber tree), 829 nucleotides long. RefSeq names its product transcription factor bHLH106-like. Gene Ontology annotation, molecular function: protein dimerization activity; DNA-binding transcription factor activity. The record is from RefSeq and is a predicted model, not a curated record. Gene Ontology annotation, biological process: regulation of DNA-templated transcription. Bases 96 to 809 code for a protein of 237 amino acids. Lineage: Eukaryota; Viridiplantae; Streptophyta; Magnoliopsida; Malpighiales; Euphorbiaceae. The transcript is spliced from 2 exons.
UAUGUGUGUGUGUGUGUGUGCGUAUUUCAUUUCCUUCCUUUACUUUUCGUUUCAUUUCAUAUUCCUUUACAUCGAUCCACACUGAAAAGAAAACCAUGCAACCCGAUAACUCGCUGGACAAUUCUCACUUGUACCGGUUUCUCUCCGAGAACGGAGUUUUCAACGUUGGACCCUACGGUUUCCCGACGAUGCAAAGCAUGUGUAGUUCAUCCUCGUCGUCUUACCAUAAUUACCCCUUGGAAGGGUCUAUAAUUACGGAUAUGACACCACAGGAUAGAGCUCUUGCUGCUUUAAAGAAUCAUAAGGAAGCUGAGAAGAGAAGGAGAGAGAGAAUUAACUCUCAUCUAGAUAAGCUCAGGAGCCUCCUUCCUUGCAAUUCUAAGACCGACAAAGCUUCACUUCUAGCAAAAGUUGUUCAACGAGUGAGAGAACUCAAACAGCAGACAUCAGAAAUUCCAGGGCUCGAAACCUUCCCAUCAGAAACCGAUGAGAUCACUGUUCUUUCCGGUGAGUGUUCAAGCGAUGGACAGUUGAUCUUCAAGGCAUCUUUAUGCUGUGAAGAUCGCUCUGAUCUUUUGCCUGACCUCAUUGAGAUAUUGAAAUCCCUGCAUUUGAAGACGCUUAGAGCUGAAAUGGUAGCACUUGGAGGAAGAAUCAAGAACGUUCUUAUAGUUGCUGCCGAGAAAGAUCACAGCACUGAAUCAGUAAAUUUCUUGCAAACUGCACUCAAAUCUUUACUUGAACGAUCAAAUUCUAGUGAUCGCUUUAAAAGGAGAAGGGUAUUAGACCAUAAAUUAAUAAUGCAAUGACUAUUGUGUGCUUUCUUUCC